Molecule: messenger RNA, 1083 nt
Organism: Penicillium malachiteum
Lineage: Eukaryota; Fungi; Ascomycota; Eurotiomycetes; Eurotiales; Aspergillaceae
Exons: 1
Coding region: 1-1083 (360 amino acids)
Source: RefSeq, a predicted model, not a curated record
AUGAGUUUCUAUGAACCUGAGAUCCCAGAACCGCCUUCCAUUGAUCUCCCAAAACCGACAUUUCCAUAUACCUCUGGUUGGAAAUUCGUUGCCAAAUCUCACAUUGCGCCAACUGCGACGCCUGUUUUGCGCAAUUGUUGUCUCAAUGUUAAAGGAGACCGAAUUGAACGGAGUGAAUUGGAUCCAGUCGAUCGGUGCUUAAAGCAUCCCCCUUUACCUGGAUCAUUGGGGAAUUAUUUAGUCGAAUUGGAAGUCAUCGAGCUUAUUAAAGGAGGAGAUGGACAACACUGCCAGAUUCUGAGAGUUCGACUUGGGGAUGUAAAAUCAGAUUUACAAUCGAAAUCUUCAAACUCUCGCCAUAUUUACGAUCUAAAAAAAGAUACUGUUCUCGUCGCGAAGAUUUAUGAUCCGCUGUACUUUGAUGAUGAGGAGGGAUACCUCAAUCCAUUCGUUACAAUGGAUCAAUUCUAUUCCCAUGAGGUGAAUGCAUACAUGGCUCUUGACAAGUUUCAAGGUCGAGAGAUUCCAAUGUACUAUGGCUCCUUUACUUUCAAUUUGCCUGUCGACUCAAAAUCGAAAAAGGAACGAGCAGUCAGGAUGAUUCUCGGGGAACAUAUACAAGGAAUCACGAUGGCAGAGGCAACCCCAGGCAGUAUUCCACAGCAAUCUCGACAAAGCAUCAUGAGAUCGAUCGUGGAUCUGGAAAGCAGGAUCUACGAGAACGAUGUAUUCUUAAUGGAGACCGCGCCACAGAAUAUUCUGCUGGUGUCAUCAGACAGCGACCAUCCUCGAAUCAUUUUUCUUGAUUUCGCUCAUGCUCUUUUUGGGCGCAGGACGGACGACCCCGUUGCGUUAGACGUGAACCUUUUUCUCGGUGAAUACAUCUCGCCUUUGCUUCGGUGGAGAGAAAAGUCUGGACAUAUUACUUCGUUUUUGAAAUGGGUUGAUUGGGACUGGGAUUCUUGGCUUGAUGCUGAGUUCGCUUAUACAGUUGCUACUAUCAAGCCGGGCAUGAGGGAACGGUGGUCCUACGAAGAUGAAGAGGAUUUUGAGCCUACUGGAUGUUGCCCGUGUCUUCGAUGA